AUGGGGUACAAGAUCACCAACAUUUAUGUCAUCACCACGGUGGCCGUCAUCGGUGGUGCGCUCUUUGGUUUUGACAUUGCUUCCAUGUCUGCCAUUCUUGGCACUCAGCAGUACAAAUGCUUUUUCAAUCAAACCGGAAUCAACGAGAAGGGAGAAUGCGGUGGUCCUACCUCCGCCAACCAAGGUGGUAUCUCUGCAGCCAUGCCUGGUGGCUCCUGGGUCGGCGCGCUUUUGUCGGGCUUCGUGACUGAUUGGAUGGGUCGCCGUGGCGCGAUCCAGUCAGGAUCGGUGAUCUGGUGCAUUGGAAGUGCCAUCGUCUGCUCCUCAUUUGGCAUUGCCCAGCUCGUCGUUGGCCGUUUCAUCAACGGAGUCUCUGUCGGUAUUCUCAGCGCCCAAGUCCCCGUCUACGUCGCCGAAUUAGCCCAACCCAGCAAGCGUGGCCAAGUGGUGGGAGCCCAACAAUGGGCGAUUACAUGGGGUAUUCUGAUCAUGUUCUACGUUUCAUACGGUUGCAGUUUCAUGGAAGGAGUGAAGGCCUGGCGUACACCAUGGGGACUUCAGAUGGUGCCUGCCGGCCUUCUUUUUGCUUUGACCUUCCUCCUACCGGAAAGUCCACGUUGGCUUGCCAAGAAAGAUCGAUGGGAAGAGGCACACGACGUCUUGGCCUCGGUCCAUGCCAAGGGUGAUCACAAUGCACCCUUCGUGCAAACCGAGCUGCAGGAGAUCCGCGACAUGGUCGAGUUCGAGCGCCAAAACAAGGAUGCAUCUUACUUGGAUCUGUUCAAGGGUCAGAUGCUCUACCGCACUCAUCUCGGCAUGUUCACUCAGAUUUGGUCCCAGCUGACCGGCAUGAACGUAAUGAUGCUUUACAUUACCUACGUGUUCGGUAUGGCAGGCUUGAGUGGAAACGCCAAUCUCGUCGCGUCGUCGAUUCAGUACGUUAUCAACGUAGUGAUGACCGUCCUAGCUCUACUUUUCAUUGAUCGCUGGGGACGUCGGACUCCACUUUUGGUUGGAUCCACACUCAUGAUGAUCUUCAUGUUUGCCAACGGUGGCAUCAUGGCAACUCACGGCAAGCCUGCUCCACCAGGUGGUCUCAACAACACACCUGAACAAUCUUGGGAUCUUUCUGGGUCACCAAUGGCUGCCAAGGGUGUCAUUGCUUGCACAUACCUAUUCGUUGCGAGCUAUGCCCCUACCUGGGGUCCCGUCAGCUGGAUCUAUCCCCCAGAGCUUUACCCUCUUCGCCUGCGCGGAAAGGCCGUCGCUCUUUCGACUUCAUCUAACUGGAUUUUCAACUUUGCUUUAUCAUACUUUGUGCCUCCAGCGUUUGAGAACAUUCAGUGGAAGGUGUACCUAGUUUUCGGUGUUUUCUGCUUUGCGAUGACUGUUCAUGUUUUCUUUGCCUUCCCCGAAACUGCCGGCAAGACGUUGGAGGAAGUCGAAACCAUGUUCACAACUCCAGGUCUCAGACCAUGGAAGACCACCGUUCAAUAUCACCACGUACGAAAGCUCGAGCAAGGGGCAAUCCAGUCCGACAAACUCGGGGCCGUGCACACGGAGGAAGGGCACACAGAGGAAGCAAAUUUUGCCCCAAAGUCGAAUGAGAAGGAGGCCACUGUCUGA
Molecule: messenger RNA, 1626 nt
Organism: Penicillium brevicompactum
Lineage: Eukaryota; Fungi; Ascomycota; Eurotiomycetes; Eurotiales; Aspergillaceae
Product: sugar porter family MFS transporter
Exons: 2
Coding region: 1-1626 (541 amino acids)
Biological process (GO): transmembrane transport; carbohydrate transport
Cellular component (GO): membrane
Molecular function (GO): carbohydrate:proton symporter activity
Source: RefSeq, a predicted model, not a curated record